Molecule: messenger RNA, 6698 nt
Organism: Sceloporus undulatus (fence lizard)
Lineage: Eukaryota; Metazoa; Chordata; Lepidosauria; Squamata; Phrynosomatidae
Gene: PRR12
Product: proline rich 12
Exons: 14
Coding region: 461-6538 (2025 amino acids)
Source: RefSeq, a predicted model, not a curated record
UCUCUCUCUCCCUGAAGCACGGGGGGAUUGUGGGAGGAAGCGGAGCGGAGCGCAGACAGACGCCCAGCGAACAUGGCUGCACCAUGAGCCUCCUCCUCCUCCUCCGCCGCCGCCGCUGCCGCCUCCUCCUCCUCCCUCGGCGGCCUCAGCGCCAACGCCAGACCGAGGCUUGAGCCGAGGCCGAGGAGGAGGAGGAGGAGGAGGAAGGGGAGGAAGAAGAGGGAGAGGGGAGGAAGAGGAGGAGGGAGCCCCUCUCCUCUCCUCCUUCCUUCCCUCCUUCCCUCUUUCCUUCCUUCCCUCCUUCUUCCUUCCUCCCUUCUUCGCCCAUCUCCUCCUCCUCCUCCUCCUCUUCUCGCUCGGGGCCAGGCGAGGCUUCCAGAGGGAGACCCGCACAGAGAAGGCAGGGGAGCCGUCGGGAGGGAGGCUGGCCUGGGGCUCCUUCCUCCCUCGCUCCCUCCCCAUGGAUAGGAACUACCCCAGCGCCGGCUUCGGGGAUCCGCUGGGCGCCGGCCCGGGAUGGAGCUACGAGCGCUCGGCCAAGGCCAGCUUGGUGUACGGCGGAUCCCGGAGCUCACACCCAGACACAGAUAUCUUACACCGCCAAGCAUACGCCACCCCUCAUCCUCUGCAGGGCUACGCCACAAACCACCACCCGGCAGGUCUUUCUGGCCUGUUUGAGACAGGGCUCCAUCAUGCCAGCAGUGCCACACCAGACGCCUCGGUCAUGAACCUCAUCUCAGCGUUGGAGUCACGGGCACCGCAGCCAGGCCCUUCUGCUUCUUCCCUUCUCUCCCAGUUCCGCACCCCAUCUUGGCAAACAGCCAUGCACACUCCAGCGCCUGCCGAGCUCUUCAUCUCAGGGGCCCUCCCAGGCUCCGGCACCUUCCCUUCAUCCUCGGCGCUUUCUGCUUACCAGCACCCGGCCUCCUUCAGUGGGCGCAGCUUCCCAGUCACUUCCUCACUCACCCUGCAAGAUGCCACCUUCAGCCCAACCUCCAAUGGUCUUUUGUCUCCUCAUGAUCCUUUGCUUCACAUCAAGUCCUCACAGCCUAGUGUCCCUUCAUCGCUCAGCUUUGACCGGCUGGGCAGUGCAGUGCUGGGUACAGGCUUGCCCUCCCAAAGCUCAGCUUAUCGCAGUGCUCAAGAGUCGGCAUCCCGUCACCUCCCUUCCCAAUUCAACCUCCUUUCAUCUUCUCUCGGACCAUCUGACCAGACGUCCCAGCUUUACAACACCUCUGUCUUUUCAAGCUCACCUGCCUCCUCCAUUGAGCGGGCCAUCCCUCGGCAGGACAGUGUGAUCAAACAUUACCAGAGACCCUCUAGCGCCCAGCCGCAGCUGCCUGCCGCCCACUCCCUCCAGCAUUACCUGAGCUGUGGGGGCAGCUACCAGCAGAUGCCCCACCGCUCCAGUCUUUCCUGCAGCCCCUUGGGCGAACAGUCCCCUGCCAGCAGUGAAGGUUCCCAGCAACAGAAGACCCCACAGGCCACACGGCAAGAGCCCUCCCAAAGUUACCGUCCCAUUAUUCAGUCCCCUGGGUACUCUGGCACAACCUCCUCUUCAAAAUCCAAGAGCUAUUCCGCAUCCCGCCAACCACCUCGUUCCACCGCCACGCCCAAGUGCCAAAGCAACUACAGUUCAUCCACCCCCAAGCCUAGCUCUGUCAUCGCAAGCCAGUCCCAGGCCUAUUCUCCCGGACAGCCCCAGAGCCUGCUUUCCAUGAGCCAAACUCAGAGUUACUCUGUUAGCCAGCCUCAGAAUCUCUCUUCAGUUAGCCAGGCCUCGCAAGGUUUCAGCAGCAAUCAGGCCCAAGACCUCACAAGUGUGAGCAAAGCUCAAAGCUACUCAACCACUGGUCAGGCCCAACAAGGGCAGGCUGGCCAGGGUGGGCAAGGGCUGCAGACCUGUCAGAAUCAGACUUACUCACCUGAGCAGCUGCAAGGCUUGUCAUCAGUUGGGUACAGUGUCCAAGCUGAGCCCCAUGUCUCUGUCAGCCAGACGCCGAGUUAUGUACCAGCUCAUUCACAGGGGAUGCCCACAGCAAGCCCAUCAUUAAGUUACAGCACUGGCCAUUCACCAGCUAUGCCAGGCCACAGCCAGUCCAUUGGCUAUUCGCACAACCAGAGCCUUCCAGACUCUAGCCCUUCACAGAUCAUUCGGCCUCUCCAGUCACCCACUGCUAAUCGGCCACAGAGUGUGGCGUCACCUGGUCAGUCUCAGAAGUAUCUCACUUCUGUGCUUUCGCCUUCCUUCAUGCAGUCAGCACAUACCCAGAGCUACCAGAGUUCCCAAGGAGGGUUGGAGAGGGCAUCAUCUUAUGGUAAAUCCAAGGCUGACUCAGACCUGCUGUCAUCUGAGCGGACGGAAGAUGAGGAGUUCUUGAUCCAGCACCUACUGCAGUCACAGAGCCCACCUAGGGUGCCCACGGAAGGGAUGGUAGAGUGUGAAGAGAGGGCUGGGAAAGGGAUGGGGUAUGAGCUGAGCAAGACAGAGGAGCGUUACCACUUGCAGAGUGUCAUCCGGACCAACUCUAACCUGGACAACCAGGGCCUUGAGAUGUCACUGCAGAGUCUCAAGGACAAGAAGAAAGGAGAGAGGGCCAAGGAGUAUUCACACACACGCUCAACACCAGAGUCUUUGGCCACCUCUGUGGUCCAUUACAGCCAUCAAGCUGGUUCUAUGGACUCUUAUGGGCAAGAGAUCAAGAAAUCAGUGGAACAGCACCUCCAGGGAGGCCACAUGGACACAAGUGGCAAGGAGAUUUCCCAAGCCCACUCCUAUUUGCAGAAGACUCCUGAGCAUGCUUCACAGCCUCACCCCAUGGAGCCCCAUGGACUGAUGCCUGGGCAGCAGGGUGCCACACUGAUGUUGGACUCCCCUCCUGAUUUGCCCUCUCUCUCCCUUUCACAACAGCAACAGCAACAGCAGCAGUCCCAGCUGCUCCAGUCUGUUUUGACACACACCCAGAGCCAGCUGCACUCACGUGGGAAGGUUCGGACCCCCCUGGACGUCCACUUGAUGGAGCCUCAGCGCAUGCACCAGGCUGAAGCACCCUCGCCACAGCUUCAGAUGCAGGCGUUAGAGGCCCACCUGCACCAGGCUCAUGUGCGUUCCCAGAGUAUGGAAGCACAACUGCUCGAGUCACAGCAGUCACCGCAACUCCAGGGUCAGCUCCAACCAGAGAGGAUGCAGUCUGAGGGCAUGGAGGUGAUGCCCCAGGGCAAUCUUUCCCAAUCACAGGAGAUCCAGGACUUCUUGGAGCCAGAAUUGAGCUUGGAAUCUCACCUGGGGCAAAGCAGUGCGGUGCAAAAUCAGCAGCAUCUUCUUCCUGAUGCUACUUUGGACCCAGACUCUUCACAGCAAGUCCCUCAAGGGCAACUUGAGGGCAAGGACCAGUUUGAGAGCCCCAGCCCACAAGGAGCCAAGCAGCGUUUUGUUCCCCUGACCUCCAUCUGCUUUCCGGACUCCUUGUUACAAGAUGAAGACCGAAGCUUCUUCCCAGGCAUGGAGGACAUGUUUGGCCCUCCUCCCUGUGCUGGAGAUGAGUUUCCCAAGCCAGAUGAUGGCACACAAGGCAUGGAGAGGGGCGAAGGGAUGAAAGGAGGGGGCUAUGACAUGAUGCAAGGAGGGCAAGGAUACCAGAGCUACUGCCAGUCUGAAAGUGGGGAUGGGCAGCACUUGGGACUAGAUUCUGUUUCAGUCAAGCAUGAAUUGCCUUCAACAGUGAACACGGAGCAACUGGGGCUAAUCCAGUCUGGCCAGCACGGGACACCUCCCGUUUCAGAAUCCAAGUCGGGCCUGACGUCACCAAUUUUUUGCUCCUCCAAACCCAAGAAACUGCUGAAGACGUCAUCCUUCCACUUGCUCAAGAAGCGGGAACCGCCGUUCCAGCCACCCAAAAAGAACUAUGCCCAGGAGUAUGAGUUCGAAGAUGAUGAGGACAAGGAGGAUGUUCCGGCUGACAUCCGCCUCAACAGCCGCCGCCUGCCCGACUUGCUGCCUGACCUAAUUUCUAGCUGCCGCACCAAUCGAACCAGCCUCAGUCCCAUGGGAGACAUAGACUUCUGCCCACCUAACAGUGGCCUCAUGGAAGGUCCCAAACGACGGGGCCGCAAGCCCACCAAACCCAAGCGAGAGGGUCCGCCCCGUCCCCGCGGGAGACCCCGCAUCCGGCCGCUGACCGAACCACCCCACGGCGUGGCUCAUGAUGGCACCAAGAAACCCCGUGGCCGGGGGAGAGGGAGGGGCAAGAAAGCUGGGGAGGAGGGGGUGGAGCCAGGAGGAGGCUUGGAGUCACUCAAACCUCUCAAGAUCAAGUUGCCAGUUCCAAAAGGCUUGGAAGGUGCUCAACUGGAGGCUCCUGCCCCAUCUCACCAGCCCACUCAAGAGAGCAGUUUGGAUAGCAGCCAGACUCGAGAGAAGAUCAAACAGAAGAUCAAGGAGGUGGAAGAGAAGCAACCUGAGAUGAAGUCAGGGUUCAUGGCAUCAUUUUUGGACUUCCUGAAGUCAGGCAAACGUCAGACGCUGCCUUCAUCAUCAUCAUCCACCUCAGCAGCCACGGUUGGGCCACCGGGGUCAGCACUUCCUGUGGCCUCUUCAGGAAGCCCUUCCAAGACGCCACGUCCUCCAUCAGCUGCAUCCUCCUCUUCCUCUUCCCAGCCCCCACCUCCUUUCAGCGUGGCACCUCCAAUGCUGUCUGGAGGGUUGGAUGGACCUGAAGGAGAUCCAGCUGGGCUUGUUAUGAGUUGUACCAGUCCUUGCAAGAGGCUGGACGAGGAGUUGAAACGUAACCUGGAGACACUACCCUCCUUCUCAUCUGAUGAGGAAGACUCUGUGAGCAAGAAUCAGGACCUCCAGAAGAGCAUUUCCUCAGCCAUCUCAGCACUCUAUGACCCCACUGACCGCAAGGAGGGAGAGCCAAGUGAUGUUCCACCAGUGGAAGAGAAAGCCCCCAGCCCGGCCCCCUCAGUGGAGGCAGAAACUCAGCAAGAACUACCCCCACCUCCCAUUUCCCCAGCUCCUUCACCCAAGGAGGCUCCACUUGUCCCAGAAGAGCCACCAGCCCAAGCAUCACCUGAACCUGAGGAUCCUGAGGACACUCGACCCCUCCAUCUUGCCAAGAAACAGGAGACGGCAGCCAUUUGUGGGGAGACAGAUGAAGAGGAGGUGGAGAGUGGUGGGGAGGGGAUCUUCCGAGAGCGUGAUGAAUUUGUCAUACGUGUUGAGGAUGUCCAGGCCCUCAAGCUUGCCCUUCAGACUGGGAGGGAGCCACCCCCAAUUUGGCGGGUACAGAAAGCUUUGCUUCAGAAGUUUACACCUGAGAUCAAGGAUGGACAGCGUCAGUUUUGCGCUACUAGCAAUUAUCUGGGUUAUUUUGGUGAUGCUAAGAAUCGGUACCAACGACUCUAUGUUAAGUUCUUGGAGAACAUCAACAAAAAGGAUUAUGUACGUGUCUGCUCCAAGAAACCUUGGCAUCGACCUCUGCAAGCUGUCAGGAGACAGAGCCAACCCAAAGCCUCUGGCCCCAAGGUCCCAGUGACACCCAAAGUUGAGAAACCUGAGAAGUUGGAAGUUCCAGAAAAGGCUGAGAAGCCAGAGAAGCCACCUAAAGCUGAGAAACCCCCCAAGACUGAAAAAGCAGAGAAAAUUGAAAAGCCCCCCAAGGCUGAGAAAGGGCCUAAACUGGAAAAGCCCCCCAAGGUUGACAAGGCUGAAAAGCCUCCCAAGGCAGAAAAACCGGCUAAGGCAGAGAAGCCCCCCAAAGUGGAAAAAACGGACCCCCCUGCUCCUGUACCUGCAAAACCUACCCCAGCCAGUGGAACUUCUAAACCCAAACCUAAGCCAGCCAAGGUGAAAGCUGAACCGCCUCCCAAGAAGAGGAAAAAAUGGCUGAAGGAGGCCGCAUCCUCCUCUGACUCAGAAUCCAGCCCUGACCAACAGAGCGAGGAAGAGCGUGUGCCGACAGGCCGUAUUCUCAAUACACGAGCCAUGAAGGAGAUGUACCGCAGCUAUGUGGAAAUGCUGGUCAGCACUGCCCUUGACCCGGACAUGAUCCAAGCUCUUGAGGAUACAAAUGAUGAACUUUACCUCCCACCCAUGAGGAAGAUUGAUGGGAUAUUGAAUGAUCACAAGAAAAAGGUGCUGAAGAGGGUGUCUCUCAACCCAUCACUACAGGAUGUGCUCCACACGUUUCCCCAACUCCAUGCCGAGACAUGCGACGGCACAGUUAAGUUGCGUCCGGGUGGUGAACCUUACAACCGCAAGACACUCAACAAACUCAAGAAGAAUGUAUCCAAACCGCAGGAAUUCAGUGUGGAAGUGGAGAAGUCCUUUUUCUACACUCUGUACCAUUCCCUUCACCACUACAAGUACCACACUUUUCUGCGUUGUAAGGAUGAGACAACAGCAAUCGAGGGUCAGGACGAGGACCUGGGACAGGAGGAAGUGGUGCAGCAGUGCAUGCGCAACCAGCCAUGGCUAGAGAAACUGUUUGACUCCUUCAGCGAGUUGCUGACUCAGGCGCAAAACAAAUGCGCAUGAUGCAACUGCCAGAGCCACGCCCCAGGAGGGGCUGCCGAAAGCCCACCCCUCUGCAGAGCCAGAGCACGAAGUGGGGAGAGGAAGGUCGAGGGGUACCAUUACAAGCAAUGAGUUCAGACUCAGUCACCACCACCCCUUCCCUUUCCAGGUUUUCUUUUUU